AGUAUGACCGACCUUCGGUUUGGCCUAUGAGAUCGUCGAGAGUAUAAAAAACAGGAACCGUCAUGAGAGAUGGAAUAUAACGGUACCAGUACUGGACGCUAUUGAAUUUAAUCUCGAGGACCGUUUGUAAAAAGAGGUAAAGCACGAGAACCUUAGGGAUCCCCAAUAAAUAGUUAGGAUACGCUAUAAACGCAUGUUUUAGUGGCCCAGUUCCACACAGAACAGAACACAGCAGAAGAGACGUGGGUAUUGCAGGGAAGGGAAGAUGAGCAGCAGCAGCAGCCGCAACCGCAACCCGAAGCUGAAGCGGCGAACGCCAAGCCCCCCAUCUCCUCCUUAUCGGCGUGAAAGAGGAGAAAAGUCUUCUAAGCGACAAGUCGAGGAUGAGGACGACGGCAACGCCUCUGACUCCGCCUCCGCGCCUCGUUACACAGCAUACCCGACAACUUUGCUAGUUAGGAACCUCUCACAAAACGCAAGGCCAGAGGAUCUUCGCAUUCCUUUUGAGAGCUUUGGACCAGUGAAUGAUGUAUAUCUCCCCAAAAAUUACCAUACAGGUGACUGCAGGAAGCAGAGAGCGUGAACAAAUGAGUGUGUCUGGAAGGGAAUGGCUGGCUGUCCCCAGGGCAGUCAAGGAACAUUAUUGGCAUCCCCAGCUGUUCACAUGAAGUCCCUGCAUUUCCGGGAUAUGACGGCCAAAAAGAUUUUGAUCAGGGAUGGCAGGGAGUUCUUGAGGCAUCCCCUCAUCCCUCAAACGUCCCCAGGAACAUAGUUGUGAAUUACUUGACAAACAGGAGAAAGUUGAUAGUUAAAAAAUUUAGUUGAAUAACACUAGAAAUGUAAUCUAGACCUGACUAUAAUGUGAAAAUGAACUUUCCCCUGAUCUAUUUAUUGUCUUGUCCCUCCUUAAUUUACCAAUAUUGCACCAGAACUCAUGAUGGGUUUCUAAAGUAAAGUGCAUCAGAGCCCAUAUCAGAUAUCUGAUGAGAUUUGGCGAGAGCAAGAAACAUUGGAGUUCAGGAAGACUUGCUGAGGUUUUCUAUAAAGACACGUUAUAAAAAAUGCUUUGAAGAAGAGACUGUGGGUAGCGGAUAAGAAUGUGAAAUUGAUCAAGACUUUUGUAGCAUCAAAAUUCCUGAACAGAUCUGCAUGAAUAAUCAGAUAGAAAGGUUGCAAGUUACGCAUUUUGUUCUUUGAGUUCUAUUUUUCCUUUGGCAGUCCAUAUUAAUGUGAAUAGGUACAAGAUCGGCAACCUUGUAAAAAAGAGCAGAAAGCCAAAGUAUUCCUGCAGACAUAUUGAUAAAGAUUGUUUAUGGAGAAAUCCACAAGCUCAUUCAGUUUCAUGGUAGGGCAGAGUUGUGAAACAAACUCAAGUAGAAAGCAAAAUGACUCCAAUUUUCCAGAGUUUGAGACACUGUUGAAUGAAGGGAAGAAAUUUUGUCUGU
Cryptomeria japonica (Japanese cedar) is the source of this 1445-nucleotide messenger RNA. RefSeq names its product serine/arginine-rich SC35-like splicing factor SCL28. Lineage: Eukaryota; Viridiplantae; Streptophyta; Pinopsida; Cupressales; Cupressaceae. Bases 266 to 583 code for a protein of 105 amino acids. The record is from RefSeq and is a predicted model, not a curated record. Gene Ontology annotation, biological process: mRNA splicing, via spliceosome. Gene Ontology annotation, molecular function: RNA binding. The transcript has 3 exons. Gene Ontology annotation, cellular component: cytoplasm; nuclear speck.